GGAGGCGGGGGCCGCGGCCGCGGGAGGAGGAGCCGCGGUGAUCACGGCCGCGGGUCCCGCAGCUGGGCUCCUUCCUCACAUGGGGCCCCCUCGCUUGCCGCAGCGCUGGGGCAGACCCUCGUCGGGCUGCUGAGGGCUGGCGGCGGCUGGGGAUGCGGCCAUGAGAGCCCGCGCCCCCCGCAGGCCCUGCUGGCGCCGCCGCGCAGGAUCCAACAAGAGUAGAGAAGACAGCAAAUUACCUAAGAUGUGAGAAGUCCUCCCUUAGCAAAAUAAAACCUUGUUUUCAAAAUGGACCGAAGUAAGAGGAAUUCAAUAGCAGGAUUUCCACCACGCUUGGAGCGCGCUGAAGACUUCGACAGUGGUGCUGGAGGAGAAGGGACUGUGUCCCAGAUAGGAAGAGUUUGUACCUCUUCAUACAGAGCCCUGAUAAGUGCCUUUUCCAGACUUACCCGUCUUGAUGACUUCACAUGUGAGAAAAUUGGCUCUGGUUUCUUCUCUGAGGUGUUCAAGGUAAGGCACAGAACUUCAGACCAGGUAAUGGCUUUGAAGAUGAACACACUGAACAGCAACAGAGCAAACAUGCUAAAAGAGGUUCAACUUAUGAAUAGACUCUCACAUCCAAACAUCUUAAGGUUUAUGGGUGUCUGUGUGCAUCAAGGACAGCUGCACGCACUUACUGAGUACAUCAACUGUGGUAACCUGGAACAGCUAUUAGACGGUAACCAGCAUCUGCCCUGGACAGUGAGGGUGAAACUGGCAUAUGACAUUGCUAUGGGAAUCAGUUAUCUUCACUAUAAAGGCAUUUUUCACCGAGACCUUACAUCCAAGAACUGCUUAAUAAAACAUGAUGAGAACGGCUACUCAGCCAUAGUGGGAGACUUUGGUUUAGCAGAGAAAAUUCCUGAUCACAGUGAGAAAUUACCAGUGGUGGGUUCACCCUUUUGGAUGGCACCAGAAGUUCUCAGAGAUGAACCCUACAAUGAAAAGGCUGAUGUGUUCUCCUAUGGUAUAAUUCUGUGUGAGAUUAUAGCAAGAAUACAGGCAGAUCCAGACUAUCUCCCUCGCACAGAGAAUUUUGGAUUAGAUUAUGAUGCCUUCCAGCACAUGGUGGGAGACUGUCCCCCUGGCUUCCUCCAGCUGGCCUUCAACUGCUGUAAUAUGGAUCCAAAGUUACGUCCUUCAUUUGCUGAUAUUGUCAAAACACUGGAAGAGAUUUUAAACCGCCUGAGAAGUGAGGACUUGGAGAGAGAGAGGAAGUUUUUGACCCUUGACAGCAGUGAAAGAAAACCCAAAGGGUCAAUUGAAAAAGGACCAGGAGUAAAACGUCUGAGUUCCCUGGAUGAUAAGAUCCCACCCAAGUCACCCCGUCCACGUCGGAAUAUCUGGUUGUCACGCAGCCAGUCAGAUAUCUUCUCCCGCAAGCCUUCCAGGAAGAUAAAUGUGCAGGACCCUUACUAUACACCAAACAAAGGGUUAGGCCGGAAAGUUAAUCCCUUCAGUGCCCGGGAGGACCUCAAGGGUGGGAAGAUCAAAUUCUUUGACAUGCCAAGCAAGUCUGUCAUCUCGCUGGUGUUUGACUUGCAUUCUCCAGAGGCAGGUGGAGGCCUGAAAGCCAGUCAGUCCCAGGUCCGGCAAGCGUAUAGCACAGACUGGCAAGAAUUUUCCCUUCUUCCUAGGAGGAGAUGCAGAUCACUUCCACUCUCUCCUGAAUUGCCACACAAGGAAUAUGGCCUGUUUGGGGGACUGUCUUCAACUGUUGGCAGGUGUGACCCAGCCCAGCUGGGUGCAGAGGUUCGGCAAAAACUGAGUAGCAGUAAAUAUGGUGUGUCAGAGAUUCCCCCCUUUCAAGCCAAGCCUCACAGACCAGAAUUUUUUCCUGUACCAGGACAAGAAGAGGAUAUGGACUGUUCAGAUGGGCCAGUGGCCCAGGAGGAGAAUGGGUUUUGCCCUGUUGAGAACACAUGUGGAGAUCCAGCAUGUAAUCAACCAUUAGCUCUGACCCAGCCUGAGCCACUAUCUUACAAAAAGCUCCCAGUUGAGAAUUCAGUGAAUUCUGAGAGACAUGGCUCCUCACAAGUGUUUGUGGGUUGUCUCCCUUCUGAAGAGAUGGAAAUAGAAGAUGACCUACUGAAAAAUACUCUGCUAGAGCCUACAAAGCCUCUGCUCAGUGUUAGUCCUUCCACCAAGCUGAAGAGAGAGGCAUGGCCCUUCAGGGAGCAGGAUGGGGACAGUCCUGCCCCAUUGUCUCAGACCUCCAACAUCUCAGCAAGUGGCAGCACACAGUCAACUUGUGACAUAUGAAGAGAGGGCUCAAACUGAAUGUGUCCUUGAGGGAGCAGUUGUUCCCAGUAAUUUAAACUCUGUUUUUCUAUAGUGCUGGGCUUCACAUUCAAAAGAGGCUCAGCAGAUGGUAGAAACUGGCUGUCAAACAAGUACCUGCAGACAGUGUCUGGAGAGACUGAUUAUUUUAACUUUAUUUCCAACUGUGCUUAUUCCCUUCCCUGAUUUGCAUUAGGAGAGGGAACUACUCCAGCCAGAAUGGCCGUGUGGGCCCCAGUGUCCUUCCAAGAGGCAGCAGCCAGAUCAGGCACCAUGUAAACAGUUCAACCUGGAUUCUAGCAUGGAGCAUGUCAAGGCCUUAAGCUCCAUGUUGUGUAGAAAAAGUGACCUGUAGCUUUUCCCUCUUCCUCUGACCAGCUGCUCUAAACCAUUGCAGAUCCUGCAGAGCCUGUUUUAGAAAGGGGCACAGAGAUCUUUCAGAGCUCUGUUGAGCUGACAGGAAUGCUCUGUGGUCCCAGAGCUGCUGGGAAUGCUGUUGCAGCAUUAAACAAGCUCUCUUUUUUUUUUUUUCUUUUUUUUCUUUUUUUUUUUCCCAAAAGCAGCAAAAACAAAGCCCCUCACGCUGGUCACAAUUUGCAGGCUGAAUCACAUGACAAGUCUUUUGUGAUUAACAAGAAGAAUCUGUUCCCUGGUGUUUCAUUUUCCCAUGGGAUUUGGUAAUGAUGUAUAAUACAUUAAUGCAGGGAAGCAGGGUAUGGUAAGCACCGCUCUCCUCCUUGCACAGCUCUUCAUGAACCUGAACCCAGAUGUGGAGGAAGAUUUACCCAGAGCACAAGAGGGGAGCCAUAUUCCAGGCACUGUCAUUUCUGGGCUUCUGAAGAAACUGCCACUGAAAGUACCAGUUGUACUGAGCUUUUUAGGGGUGUGGCCUCUUAUCUCUGAAGAGCUGAACAGACAUCACCAUCUGUUUCUGCAGAAUUGUUCAGUACAGUAUCUAGAUCACUGUUGACUAUUGCCACUAAGCUAGAAGGGUCACUUUCACCUGCCUCUCUGGUAUCACAUCCUAUCUCAUUGAUAUCACUGCAGUAAUGAUGGCUCCUUAUUUAAAACUAGACUGCUUGAUAGAGGACAGGGGUCCCCUGCCCAGGGGAUGUUAUCAGCACUGUUGCAGCCACUCAAGUGCUCUUGGAGGAGGAUAGACAGUAGACCCACAGAAAGGCUUUAAAUUGUCAAACUGAAGAAAAUUAGCUUGUCCCAAAUUAACUUUUUUUUUCUCCUACAGAAAGAAGCUCUUGUCUUCAUUGGCUUCUCUUGUCACUGAAUAGCGUGAUCUUUUUUCUAGCUUGUGUUGGGUUUUUUGUGUUGUUGUUUUUUUUUCUUCCUUCCACCAGCAGGUACAUGUGAAAAAGCAGUGGCUUAAGCUCUAAUACUACUUGCUGGAACCCACAUCAGAGAUUCCUGCUCUUGGAGGUGAUUCAUGGGAAAGCUUGCUCUGUGAUGAUGUUUGUGUAACAUCCUGCCUUUCCCACUAUCAUUAUCUCAAGAACAUGGGUGGGUUUUUUAAUAUUUUUUUUUUUGUAACCUAUAUUAUCAUUCCUGAGGUAUGGAUUGCAUGCCUGCUUAGCCUGAUGGGGAUGCAGUGGAGACCAGAAUGUCACCCUGGUAGCCUGUUACAUUCUCUUCCUGCUCUCUUGUAAGGAUGGAAAAUGUAAGCUAGUCUCUGACAGAAGCAAGACUAUUCCUACUCUUCUCCUAUCUCAAGAAAAGGUUGAAAGAGAAAGCCUUAGUUCUUUCUUGGCUGAGAAUGCUUAUCUUUCCAGAGGUGUGGGUAACUAUACAAUUAUUACUUCCUCUUGUGAAAUAAGUACUAAUCUGAGCAGCAGUAAUCCCUUUGCAGUGGUUGUGAAGAAUUAAGUAAGAAACCUGGUGUUGCUUAGCACAAGCCACGUCAGAUUAGACAGCUGUUAGCAGUUUGAAAGAGAAAAUGCCUGUCUUUACCAAGAUCACCCCUUUUGGCUCACACCUCUCUGCCUCGCAAAGGUGCUGGUCUGUAGAGCAGUCUGUCUUCUCUCCUGUCUGCAGGGCUGGUGUCUGCUGAGUGCAGAGCAGCUUGUGUGGCCGGCGCUGUGUGUGCAGUUUCCUCAGGGGACAGGGGAGCAGUCAGCAGAACUCAACUGCCUGGUGCCUGUUGUUUUUUUUUUUGCCUUUUUUUUUUUAAAUCUUUUUAUGUUUUAUACAGUUGUAAUCUUUUGGGAGGGAAACCAUCAGCACCAGCGUCUCUUGUCACAAGGCGCGUUUUGGUGCGUGGCUUCAGACAUACAAGCAAUAAUGAGGAAUGGUUGACUUCUGGAUCACCAAGCUGCAAGGAAGCUGUCCAGCCUCCAACAGCUGCUUGCAGCCUCCUCAGAGAGCACACACACACCUCUGGCUGCUCUGUGGCUUCCAUUAGCCCUGGCUGUCAGCACUGACACCUCAUCAUGAAGGCCUGUUGCCCUCUGUGACACUGACUGCAAAGCCUGUGCAGUCAGGCUGUGGGUACCUCCAUGGCACCCGUCCCAGUGACCUCAUCUAUUUUCUUACACCACUGUCUCUUAAGAUGUUUCCCUGUCCUCAGUAGCUCUCUCAGAAGGCAUCAUGGCUCUCAAAUUUAAUGUUCUUAAAUGUGCACUCUAAGCACAGCCAGCUGACCUGCAUAGGGCACAUCUGUCCACUUUUCUAGCUCUUUGUACUGAGGUGGAGAUGUCAGAAAGAGAAAUGGGAAGGAAUAGUGUGGCUCAGGCCUUUCCUGGAUUUGUGGUCUGCAUGGGAAGGAGGCAUGUGUACAAAAAACAGCAAAGUGCUUGCUAAAAAAUGGUAUUUCCAAGGGUCUUGAUGCAGUUGGGACUCACUACAUCUUUGGUUGUGUAAAGCUGAAUCUAGGUUGCACCUAGCAAAUACUCCUAGGUUUUCUGCCUACCUGAGGGUGCUUUUCUACUGGGGGCCAUUUUCUGACAGCUACUGAUGAACAUGAACGCAGACAUGCAGUCAGCAAACUCCUUGCUUUAUAGUGAUGUGACAGAGUUUUAUUGUGAUUGGAUUUUAUCAUGAUUUUUUACUUUCCUACGGGAGCAAUUCUUGCUCUUUUAAAACACUUUCUACACAUUGCUAAGUUUCCUGAAGAGAUCAAAAACGUUUUUAAUUCACUUUCAAUCUUCCUACUUAGAAUUCAUUUAAAUGUCUGUUAUAAGCUAUUUUUGUUGUGGUUGCAGGUUGAUGAAAUGCAAGAGGAUGCAUGUGAGUUGCUGCCCCUCAAGAGCAGUGCAGACAAGGGGCUGUCAUAGACUUACACUUACUGGAGAGGCAUUGAUGUACGAUGUGUAACAGAACAUUGGUAUUUUUUGCCAGUACAACUAAAGACACUUGAAUAAUUCCUGUUUGCACUUAACGCUAUUGUUUAUAUUGCAUGUCACUACAUUUCUAUGCAAAACAAAUAACCUUUUUUUUUUUUAGGAGGAGGGGCAGCCAGAUAUUUGAUUAAGUAUAAAGAUCUUUGCGAGAUGAUCUAUUUUCGUAUUUAUGAAGGAGUUUUACGUCUUAAUAUUUUGCAGUCUGUAAAUAGCUCAACUUGUAAUUAAAGGCUUAGGAAGAAGUUUGUAGCCUGUGUAUAAUAGUAAGUUAACACUGCCAGAAAAAAAAUCUUUGCAAAACAACUUUUCUAAUAUUGUGGGUAUUUAUGAAUAUGUAAAGAAAGCACGUUUUGUUUUUAUGUUGAUUGACUUCUGGCUUUUUUUUUUUUGAACGAUAGAAAUGGUGUAUGUUUUAUUGGAACUGCAAUAAGAAGUAACCAAAGAUGAAUCCAGUUAAAUAUUUUCAUAAUUUUUUCUUGGUCAGGUUUUGUAAACUUUCCCAACUUGCUUUCAAAAUAAAAAUAAAAUCAAGGCCUGA
Messenger RNA from Apus apus (common swift), 6204 nucleotides. RefSeq names its product testis associated actin remodelling kinase 2 (gene TESK2). Gene Ontology annotation, cellular component: cytoplasm; nucleus. The record is from RefSeq and is a predicted model, not a curated record. The transcript has 11 exons. Gene Ontology annotation, molecular function: protein serine/threonine kinase activity; ATP binding. Gene Ontology annotation, biological process: protein phosphorylation; actin cytoskeleton organization. NCBI's taxonomy places the organism in Eukaryota, Metazoa, Chordata, Aves, Apodiformes, Apodidae. The coding region runs from base 289 to 2301 and encodes 670 amino acids.